UGCUGACAGUCAUUUCGUUCCUGCUCUUGCUGCGUGCGCGUGCAGCGUUAGCCUUCUGCAAAGUGCAAUGCAGACAGAUGAAGCUGUUCUUGUGAGCUUCCUUCAGGCGAACCUCCAAUUUGCCACAAAGUGCACGAGCGGCAGUCUGGAGACGAAAGUUUGACUCGUCACGAAUACUUGUGAAGGUCGAAUUAGCGCAGAGCAAGUCCACGUUUUGGUGCUCCCGAAAUAACUCUGAGUGUGGAAGGUCCGCGAACCUGACCUUCCCAACUUGACUUUUCUCCAACAAGACUGAGUAGGUCUACGCUCGACUGACGUUGAAAACUCAGUGCGUUAUGACUUGCUUAGUGGUCUGUGGCGUGCUGAACGGGCGGUGUUUGAAUGAAGUCUCACUUCGAAGUUUUAAACAGCGGCUGUAGUACGCAACGUUCGCUUCUGCUGCAUUUCCAAGAAAAAACGAUGACUGGAAUGCUGGGGAUAUAGAAGCGGAGACAAUAACAACAGAAGCAGAAGCUGGCGGUUAUGGAUAAGUUGCGUGAUGUUGCGGCGUACAAACGAGAGCAAGAUCUUCGGCGAGCACAACGCGACCGAGCGGAGAGGGACAUUCUCGAUCAGCUUGAGGACGUACAGAUGAGCCUUGCGCAGGAACCAACUCAUUCCAAUCCAGCAGCAGCUGCAGAUGCAAGUGAUGCUCUCUCCUCUGAUGAUGAUUCACUUGUUGCUGAGCAAGCACACCUGGCCGAAGAGGAAGCUCAUCUUCUACAGCAGCUCCAGCACUUGCAUGAGCACGGCAAGGUGCAAGAUUCACCUCCAGCACAACGAGUAACAUCUGGGCUGUCACUUCCACGAUCAGAUCUCUCGAGGAGAUCAAGAGCUUCGCCUGCAAGCUCAUCUCAGGCGAUGGCAUCACCGUUCCCCGCAGUAUACAGUCCAUCUGCGCAGAGACAACUUCAAAGCGUGGCGGAACGACGCGGAAGGCGUAUGGAGCAACUGCGUCACGAGCAGGACAAGGUAGCCCGCGAGCUUGAAGACCUCACACAGCGAAUUGGCAAGACGUCAAGUCCUGCAUAUCACAGGUCCAGGGAGUUCCAGCAGAUACCCAGCCCCGAGAGACCACUUCGAACAAGAGCAAAUCGCACUGUGGCUGCUGGUGCUAGUGAUGGUGGUAUUGGUGAACAUUCUUGGCGUCCAAGACUUGCAGCUGAGCUGCCUAAUGAUCCUGUCUUGGAGGAACUAGGACAACUGCGUCAGCGCUACUUGGACCAAGGGGGUAAUUCUAGUCGCUACCUUCAUCAGCUGGACACCAUGCAGGAAGAGAGAUUGGAAGCAUUACUCAGGACUAACAGUGGUGUUACGGUUGGCCCUGUCAUGGCCAAACCAGGUCAUCGACCACGACCGCUGCCUGGUACAGUGGCCAAUGUUCCAAACAGCCAGGCCGUCAUGUCUCUGCAGCAGCGAUUGCAUUCUCUGGAAGCAAACAAUCGUCGACUGCUGGCCGGGAUAUCGGGUGCUCACCAGACCCCGCUAUCAAUUGAAGGCCAGCAGGCCAGACGAGGCUCUCAGGAGGUGGAAACCUUGCGGCGUCAGAUUGACAUAGCAACAGAGGAGCUCCGGCUGCAAAAGCUGCAGGCCGAGUUGCAGGCGCUAAAACCAUCGAAGCAGCAUGCAGCCCCCGCAGCCAAUGAUCUUGGACCAAGCCCGUAUGAUCCAAAGUCUGGUUAUAUUGUGCUCUGGGACUUCAUCCUGGGCUUGCCCCCUAGCCUGCAGCAGUGCAGUGUAUCGGUUCGUCUGAAUGAAGACGGCUCACAGCUGUCGUCCUUUCAACCGCUACCCUGCGUGCCGUGUGUGAGGGAAGACGCCCGGGCAAGAUCACAAGCAGAUCUCUCACAGAUGUGCUCAGCUCUUCUCAAAAGUCAACAAGCAUUCCCUGGUCUCUCACCAUCAUCCACUAUGAAAAUGGAGAUCAGGAUCCAUUCAAACAACGAAGAGCAGCAGCAGCAGCAGCAGCAGCAGCAUCGUCGUCGCACGAAUGCGGUAGCCUGGACAGCCGUGGACUUGUUUGACAGACAUCACAACCUCCUAAGUGGAAGAUGGAAAGUUCCGUUGCGGGUACCACCUGUCAUCAAAGAUAUCACAACAGCCGGACUCAAUGACAUUGUUCAGUACUAUACCAGUGAGAUCUACUUACGCCUGGUUAAUGCACGUGAUGCAGAUGUACAAGUGGAAGUAGCUGUCAGCUCCGGACAACGCCAUCUUUACCACUAUAUGCCUUUUCAAGCCAGCUUUGCACACCAAGGAUUUCCCCCUAUCGCUCGCCACCAAGCAGUACCCAAUCGCAUGAUGAAUCCAGCACCCUUGAAGAAGCCAGCCAAGACUAGCAAGACCGAGUCAAAGAAGAAAAAGAAGCCGGUUCACAAGAAGGGGCCAGCAGCCACUGUGGAUACGUUUGACAAACAAUCUGAUAGCUCUGACAGCGAUUUAUCAGUGUUAUCUGUGAUGUCCCUGGACGAAACAGAGCCAGUGCCAGCCGAGGAAGCAGCCGAUGAUGAGAACGAUGGCGAAGACCCAGUCACCACUCCAGCACCACCAGUGGAAGAGCCGGAUGUGGUCCUGGAAAUGCUUGGUGUUGAGUUGUGGAGAGUGAAAGAUGUCGGCGAGGGUAAGGUGACAGUAUGCUUGACCGUACGACGACCGGAUGGAACGAUCAGCAAGGCAUCCGGCGAGGACAUGAUCUGGACAUCCAGGGCAACCGACUCAUUCUACAAGACCAAAGUACAAAACUUUGGCAAGCAGCAGAUACACCUGCGACAGGCUGGUCUCUAUCUUGACAGUUACAUGCUGAUUGAGGUCUUCCUACAGCCGUACGUUGGCAAACUGCAACAGCAGCAGCAGGUGCGAGCAGCAGCUGGGGCCGGACGAGGAGCAGCCAGUGGCAGUAGCAAGGCCACCUCCACUCUCACUGUACCCGGUGUGCUGGGAUCGCGACGUAACAGCGCCACCGCCUCGCCAAACCAGACCUCACCAUCCUCCACUAACCCACGCGGUGAACUACCUUCGACACGUUUGCCAAAAUCAUCGAAAGACCGUAGAGGGUCGCAGAGUGAGCCAUCGCAGAAUACAGUGACUUCUUCAACCAGUUCUCCCCCGAGUAGAUUGCACAGUCGACAAGAUAAAGGGAAGUACGAUGAGGAGAGCUUGGUGGCGUGGACCUUCAUCAACAUCUUUACUGGUGCUGUUGACAGGGCGAGGGUUGUAACAGAUGCUGGCGCUGCUUCCAGUGCAGCAGCAGAUGGAGGAGCGGGACAAAUGGAGAUGACAGCGGCAGCCGUGGAGGCGGCAGCAGCUGGAGAACUGGACUUGUACCACGUUAGCAGUGCAGUGCACACACUACGCCUCUACCAGCCACCAGUCAAUGCAGCCGACCAAUGUACUGAAGAAGACCGUGCCUCCUUGCCACGGCUUGGCAAGGGUACGAUACGAAUGAGAUUGUUCAGUGACACCUACCCAGCACCUAGCCUUGUGGACGAAUCUGAUCAGUCGGAUCUAGAGACCGUCAAACUUCCCAAGGAAAUAUUCCUGCCACACGACAGACCAAGUUCUCUGACACAUCGCUACAAGGACAGCGAUCCGAUAUUUAUCUUCAUCGACGGGGCUCGCUUCCUGCCAGAUAAUGUGACGGUCACAAAGGCUACUGCUCGUAUCCUGGACAAACAGUACAACCCAAUUGGCAAGGAGCUAUCGUCGAUGCCGUUCCUGAAAUCCGACAUCUACAAUCCUCACUUUGUACCAGCUGAGACGGACCGUUCCAAGCUGGUCAGCUACAGCGAGAAGAUCAGCGUGUGCUUGGAACUACCCGAGGAUGUACAGGUAGCACGUACGGCUACUCUUGUUAUCAAGCUCUAUACUGUCGAUGGCUACAGCAAGCGGAUAGCGGCAGUUGGCUACGCCGUACUGAAGCUCUUCGUAACCGUUCCUGGCGGUGAGCAGCCAAGCAACGCGUCAACAAGUAUGAAGGUUGCUCUGAAUGCUGGCUGCCAUCAGCUACGCUUGUACUCCCGUGAGCCGGUGGUGCAGACGGCCAUGUCCGACCAGCUCUUUACUGGCAACAGGUACGUACCCUGUGCAACAGUGUUGGUUCGAGUCUGCAAGUGCAAGCCUGAACAACUGAUUGAGGGCACACAGCUACCAGCUGAACUCCGUGAUGCUCCCUCCUACUCAUCAGGUUUGUAUAUCAACACAUCAAUCCAGCUGACCGACGGGGAGAAGCACUUGAUGCUGGCCAUGCACAAACGUGCACAGUUGCCCGUCAAGAAUAGCGUACCACUGCUUGGAGAUCCGUCAUGGUCACAGCUGGACCGGACCCCGGCCGAGAUAGCCGAAUUUAUCAAGGGCAAACUGAGUCGUUCCCUUGACAGUGAGUCUUACAAUCUAGACAUCACUUACAUCAGCAAAUACACACCAACCACUGGUCUACUGGUCAGUAUUGACGAAGCGACUAACUUGCCAUGGAAGAAAGUCACCCAGGCGGUGGCAGCAUUCACUCCGCCCGGCUCCUUCUUCAUGGGUCAGUUUCAUGACAGUGUUCAGUUCACAACUAAGCUAGACUGGCAAUCUCCACAGAACUGUCCACAGUGGCACGACGGUGUUUGGCUGUACCGCCGUCGUCACCUGCACUUCCAUCUGUCCCUGGUGAUAAUGCUGCAAGCCGUCGAUAUCACAUUCAAGAGAAACAAGCAGAAAUUCCAGCUAGCAGAACAGGCAUGGUGUGCUGUGCCCGUCUUCUCCGACGGCUAUGCAUUCACGGAGCGCUAUCAGCUGCCAUUGUUCCAGGGAAGGCCCACAGCCACUGUGUUGGAGGUACUGCAGGCGGCAGUGCCAUCCGAUGGAGAUCUGAUGACCUUCUACAAGGAUGUGCGCAAGAUCAAGGCCAUUGAAGGAGCAUCUCUGACGGUCCGUGUGGCCGACGUGCGUAGGAGGCAAGAAAUUGAAAAUCUCGAGAUCCUCGCCGUGAAUCCCUGGUAUCUGCCGGAGGACAAGCGCAGCAAGUACCUAUCUCGAAAACCGGACAAGAAAACAAUGAGGGCGCUACUGCCACCUGGUGAAACAACAGAGAGCAUAGAGUCUAAGAUGAACUUCAAGCAGCAUUUGCUGACUGCUAUGAUGUCCUGGAAGGGAUAAGCACCGGAGAAUCGUCUCACAAGCUGAUGAUGGAAUGGAUCAUGUGGCACAGUGUACACCAGCAGAAAGGAUUUUCUGUGGUAAUCAUCUGCUGAGUACUUCUGUAGGCUACCUGAUUACAGUUGCAUCAUGCAGUGAUGUCAUGAGGAUGUCAUCACACGAUGAUCAUGAUGUCAUCGUGUGAUUGUGUGUAGCCCGCAUCAGCACAAGCCGUCCAACGUAGACCCAGCCAUGGUCCUAGCCACAGCUGAUGGGAAAGUACUGGCACACGUCACGGCACAUUGUACAACUAUCAAGGCAUGACGUCAUGAUGACAUUACUCCUGCUGUCAACCUGCACCAUUAGCCUGUGACAGUCGGUAGGAGCUGUCCAAAGUGUCUCGAAACCGUACUCCAUUCUCCUGGCUACAGUUGCUGCUAGAGGAGGUAGUAGCCCCAUCACACAGAGCGCAAAGGCGUGCAACGACGUGACUGUGUAUGAACUUGGUCAUAGUCUGUGUCGUUUACAAGCGGUGCCGAUUGUUUGGACGAGAGUGAGAGCCGACUGCGGUUCAGCUGGAUGUAUCAUUAUUUUGACCCGGUAUGCACUUCGCCAUUUUCCAAUGGAGUGCGGCAGGCAUAACGCCUGUGUGCAUUGCAAGCUGGACGGGGAGCUUGGACAAGGCACGUCUACGGGUAUACGUGGAUUUACUGUGAUGAGUAGGCAUGCAGUGGCCAUCAAUGCUGAUCAGAUGUCCUGUAAGCAGCUUGCACGAGAGCAACCUGAUAUUGUGAGAGAUAUUGUGAGUGCUUUCCUCACAUACCCAAUGGUCCGUGUCGUGGUGGUGAAUGUAACGAUCAGUCGUGGAUGUGCUGUGAAGUGUUGAGUGCCUAGUGCAGCAUGUGCGGUGGGCUGGAGGGCGUGCAGUGCAGCCACGGUCACAGUUGAUUUUCAGUAAUGCCAUGCAUCGAUCUGGGUUGAAUGGCCAGAUCGGGUCCGGUGAGUGCCAUGAUAUCAUGGGUGGCCUGUGUCUCUGAAGUAACGGGUUCCUUAAACAAGGAUCCUGCCGCUGUGACUCAAGUGUUGACAGGUUUUGAAUGGUGUCUCGCUUCAAACUUAGUCUUGCUUCAAGUUACGUAUGAGUGGCUUACCACCUUUGGCCGCUCCUGGUAUAUGCAGUCCCUUGAUAUCUCAACUUCUACCUACCAGUAGCUAACUGUUACUGCAGUGUCCCGCCACUUUAGUUGACAAACCCCCUCAUCUCAUUGACCAUGGUAUUGUAUCUUUACCUGUUUUCUGAUUAUCUCCGCUCUCUUCGGAAUGCCUUUCACCAGUAAAAUGGCCAUAUCCCUGCACAUACCCACCACGUGUCUGCGUGGUUCCGCAUUCUCAACAAUAAUAAUUAUUUGUUGUGCAUGAUAAGCCAUACCUAAAAGCACACACACACACACACGCCCAGCACAGUGUCACACGACAUCUAGCGUCCACGAACAGCGCUGUACCAACCACGAAUCUCAUGCAGUGUUAUUCUCAAAUAUCCAAGGCAUUUAUUAUCUCA
Molecule: messenger RNA, 6715 nt
Organism: Sycon ciliatum
Lineage: Eukaryota; Metazoa; Porifera; Calcarea; Leucosolenida; Sycettidae
Exons: 38
Coding region: 523-5178 (1551 amino acids)
Source: RefSeq, a predicted model, not a curated record